This is a messenger RNA of Pungitius pungitius (ninespine stickleback), 1081 nucleotides long. RefSeq names its product ninjurin-2-like. Gene Ontology annotation, cellular component: membrane. The record is from RefSeq and is a predicted model, not a curated record. The coding region runs from base 138 to 617 and encodes 159 amino acids. Lineage: Eukaryota; Metazoa; Chordata; Actinopteri; Perciformes; Gasterosteidae. The transcript has 4 exons. Gene Ontology annotation, biological process: tissue regeneration; cell adhesion.
UCUCCCAGGGUCAUUUCCCUUCACAGCGGCCACUGCCAUCCACGCAUCAGCGUUUCCACUGCCGUCGGGGUAACAGUCGUGAACGCGAGUGUGUGUGUGUGUGUGUGUGUGGGUGUGUGUGUGUGGGGGCCUUAAUUAUGCAGGGACUCGGCAAGACAGAGAGAGGGGAGCAGGGCCGAGACAUCGACCUGACGUCGCUGAGAUCCACCAUGCCGGCCGGCGGCCCCCUCCAGGGAGGUUCAGCCUCAAACCUGAACAUGAACCUGUAUGCCACCAAGAAGACGGCGGCGGAGGGCAUGUUGGACAUCGCUCUGUUCCUGGCCAACAUCACCCACAUGAAGACUGUCAUCGAGCAGGGAGCUGGAUACAGGUACUACGCUGCCGUCCUGACACUCAUCUCCUUCUCCCUCGCUCUGCAGAUAGUGGCCGGAGUCCUGAUCAUCAUCAUCGCCCGCAGGGACCUGAACGUGGUGUCCAAUCAGAAACGACUCGACUACCUGAACAACCUCGCCACAGGUGUCAUCUUCGUCACCGCGGUGGUUAACUUCUUUGUCAGCUUCUUCGGAUCCAAGAGGACGGGUUUCUUCCGCUGGCUGCUGGCUCGACUCCACUUCUGACACACACACGCACACACACACAACCACAGAUGCGCUCAGUGCACACUCUGUCAACGUGCUGAUUCACAGUUGAAAUUCCCUGCUGUCUAUUUCACAUGCGACCUUCAAACAUAGCAUCUUAUUUAUCCUUCAGGCUCUUGGAAUGCGCCUCACAUUGUAACCCAACUAAAAUAUCUUCCCGUUAACCAACUGAAAAUCUAUGUAAAUAUGUACGUUUUUAUUGGCUGCAAUAACAUGCUUGUGCAUAUAAUGUUGAUAUUAACAAUGGUUUAAGACUUUUUGCUUUGUAUUUGGAAGCAUGUUUUGAUGUGGUUUAUUUAGUUUAUAAGACGAUUGUUUGACACAGAACAUUAUUUUUAGGUUCAAUACCAGACAAAAAGCAGGGCAAUUAUUAUUGAGACAUACGCCUCUAAUAUGUACGUACACAUUCUGCUGAAUAAAUGGAGCGGUUUAACCGAAGCUUA